Camelus dromedarius (Arabian camel) is the source of this 2041-nucleotide messenger RNA. RefSeq names its product follistatin like 3 (gene FSTL3). Bases 76 to 864 code for a protein of 262 amino acids. The transcript is spliced from 5 exons. Gene Ontology annotation, molecular function: activin binding; protein binding. Lineage: Eukaryota; Metazoa; Chordata; Mammalia; Artiodactyla; Camelidae. The record is from RefSeq and is a predicted model, not a curated record. Gene Ontology annotation, biological process: negative regulation of activin receptor signaling pathway; cell differentiation; regulation of BMP signaling pathway.
UCAAACGCGGGGGCCGCUGCCGCCGCCGCCGCCGCCGCCGCCGCCGCCGCCACCGCCUCCGCGUCUGCGUUCGCCAUGCGUCCCGGGGCGCCGGGGCCACUGUGGCCACUGCCCUGGGGGGCCCUGGCAUGGGCCGUGGGCUUCGUGGGCUCCGUGGGCUCGGGGGACCCCGCGCCCGGUGGUGUCUGCUGGCUCCAGCAGGGCCGAGAGGCCACCUGCAGCCUGGUGCUGAAAACCGACGUGAGCCGAGCUGAGUGCUGUGCCUCUGGCAACAUUGACACUGCCUGGUCCAACUUCACCCACCCGGAGAACAAGAUCAGCCUCCUGGGUUUCCUGGGGCUCGUCCACUGCCUGCCCUGCAAAGAUUCGUGCGAAGGCGUGGAGUGCGGCCCCGGCAAGACCUGCCGCAUGCUGGGGGGCCGUCCACGCUGCGAGUGCGCGCCCGACUGCGCGGGGCUCCCGGCGCGCCUGCAGGUCUGCGGCUCGGACGGCGCCACCUACCGCGACGAGUGCGAGCUGCGCGCCGCGCGCUGCCGCGGCCACCCGGACCUGCGCGUCAUGUACCCGGGCCGCUGCCGCAAAUCGUGCGCGCACGUGGUGUGCCUGCGGCCACAGUCAUGUGUGGUAGACCAGACGGGCAGCGCACACUGCGUGGUGUGUCGCGCGGCGCCCUGCCCCGCGCCCUCCAGCCCUGGCCAGGAGCUCUGUGGCAACAACAACGUCACCUAUAUGUCCUCGUGCCACCUCCGCCAAGCCACCUGCUUCCUGGGCCGCUCCAUUGGCGUGCGCCACCCGGGCAGCUGUGCAGGCACCCCUGAGCAGUUAGAUGCCGAGUCGGAGGAGGAGGAGGAGAACUUUGUGUGAGCCCGUGGGGCCGGCCUGGGCCUGGCGUUCAAGGCCUUCCCGUUUUAUUUAUUGCCACAGCAGAGUCUAAUUUAUGUCCCACGGACACUUCCCAGAGCCUGGACCGCGACCAUUUCGGGAGCCCUAGUGCCCGCCCUCCCCACUUGACGACACUUGGAAGAAUUGAGGGAAAGAGGCCUGGGAGCAGGGCUGGUGGGAGGGGCCUCACCCCAGGCCCCCGGAUACCACGCUUCUACUCCCUUGGGGGUAACUCUGUUAAUUAUCACUGCCACCAAGAGGGCUGGGGAUUCCCUGCCAGCAGUUAAUGAAGCAGCACCCUGGCCUUCUAGAACAGGGACCAGGGGAUGAGGAGGUGAUUCGCAGCCUGGGUGUGUGUAGCUGAGCAUGCCCAGAUACCCCAGACAGGCCAAGGAAGCAACCACUGUCCCCCACCAGCCCAAGGGUACCCAAGGAGCUUACCUUCCCCCUGCCUCCAAUUCCCCCAUAUGUCCUGUGAAGUCCCCUGAGAGAAAUCUAGCUUGAUCCCAGGGCCAGGGGCACUGUCUGCCUCCUGACACAGGCCUUGGUCGUGAAGCAGCCAGCAUCCGCCCAGAGCAGGGCACCAUGUCCAGCGGUGCCCAGUUCUCUUGGCGUGGGACCUGGUGGGGCCUACAAGCCCCUGCUCACCCACUGGCCCAGGGUAGGGUGUAGAUAACAAGAUCUACCGCACACCCGGCACCCCGGAGCAGUGUGUCCAAGGGGCAUCCCCAGUGCCCGCUGCCCUGUCCACAGAUGAGGUCCAGACCUAGGACCCCUCAGUCCCUCGUGUCCUGCCCUGGCCCGGCCUCUAGGCCCAGUUCCCAGGACCCUCCCUGCCUGCCAGCUGGAUGCUGGCCUUGGGCCGAUUUACUCCAUCCAGUUCGCUCCAUCCGAUAACCUGGGCUCUUGCUGCAUCCCCUGCCUGUGCCUGUGUGUAGACUAGGUGCUCAGACAGGAGGGGGGUGCCAAGCUCCUCAAGUUUGGAGCGAGGGCAGGGGGGCAGCGGUGCUCAUCCUCCCAGCUUCCAGGAAGUGCCUUACCUGUGACACCCAGAAAAGUGCCCUUGAGUAGCGGGUUCACCCGAGCCGCCCAACAAGGCAACCUCCCCUGCCCUGGGGUCCUGCCUCGCCUGCCAAAGAAAUAAACACUGAAAAAGUCA